UGACACCAGGGAUGGCAUUUGUAUGCGUUACCUAGCUCAGCCAAUUGUUGCGUGGCCUGCGCUUCGUUCCUAUUAAGGGAAGGGGGUAAUUACUCGAGCCAGCCCGGUCGGGUUCAGACUACAGCUUGUCUGAAAGUUCUAGUAUCCAUGAGUCAGUGGUGAGGUCGAGUGGGAAGCUUUGCUGAAGUUCUCUUGUCACCUGGAUCUGCCCCCACACCUGCUUCACAAUGUCCAGCAGUAAAAAGAAGAGGAGCAGCAGCUUGACCAGCCUGACUAGAACGCUGUCAGGCCGCAGGAAGAAGGGCACCAGCCGAGGCACCUCUGUGGAGAGAAUGGACGUGUCCGGAGUCGCGCGUGACCUGCUGAUGACCGUCGACCUGAAAGAUGACCAGAUGGUGCAGACAAAGUGUUUCACCAACUGGGCUAACUCAUAUCUGGCCAAGCGCAACCCUCCGGUCACGAUCUUCAACCUGUUUGAGGAGAUGAAGGAUGGGAUCAACCUGCUGUAUCUCCUGGAAGUGCUGUCUGGGGAGGAGCUGGCCGUCAGAAAGGGUCGUGACAUGACACUGUCUGACAAGGUCACCAACGCCAAGGCAUCGCUGGCUUACCUGGAGGACAAUGGGGUCAAGAUCCCAGCUGGGGUGACCCCUCAGGAAAUCACCAAUGGAACUCCCCCCAAGAUUUUGGAUCUCAUGUGGGCUAUCGUCUCUCAUUACCAGAUUGAAGAGGUGGCCAAAAUGUCCCGUAGGACAGUGAGUGGUCUGAAUGCGUCCAUGGCAGAAGACAGUAUGUAUGGUACCAUGCCUCGGACCAGCUCACAGUCCACCACACCCACCAAGGGAGGCAAGUUUGGGUUUAGCGGCAGUUCCUCCAGUCUGCCCUCACUGGGGAAGAGGAAGAAGGGUCGUGACCAGAGUCCUGGGCCUACCAGGAAGAAGUCAGGCAAGGAGACCAAGGAAGCUCAGAAGAUCCUGCUCAAGUGGGCGCAGAACGCUGUGGAUCGACGUGUCGUUGAUGUGAAGGACUUCAGUAAGAGCUGGCGGAACGGUAAGGCGUUCAGUUCCCUGGUGCACACCAUCCAGCCAGACCUGGUGGACAUGCCCCGCCUCUCCACCAAGAGUGCCUCCUCGCGCAUGGAGCACGCCUUCACUGCAGCCGAGAGGUUCCUGGGAAUCCCCAAACUCAUCGACUCAGAAGACAUGGAUGUGGAGAGGCCUGAUGGCAGGAGUGUGAUGACGUACGUGUCCCUGUAUGCUCAAGCCUUCCCACAAGCUGGUGGAUGGACUGCCCCCACCCCAUCACAAAGGGAUGUGCGUUACCUUGGACUUGGCAGUGGCAACACCUCGUCGUUCCGGCGUGCAGGCAGCGCCCGGGGGGCGUAUAACUCCACCAGCAGCGGCGGCGGGCAGUACAUCUCCGGCGUCGGCGCUGGCGAGGUCCCGUCGGUGUCCGUCACGGAGUUUCAGUCUGUCAAGACCACUGAGGUGACGACCUACGAGCAGAACACACAGCUGUCCAGCUACGAGCAGAACGCCCAGCUGGUUACAGAGGACAGCUACAGGACCAGCGAUGUUACGUCCGAUUCCCUCUACGAUGAUGUGAUGAACGAGGUUGGAGCUGGUGGAACCUUCUCCGGCCAGCGGUUCACAGGAGUGAUGAACGGAGCGGCGCAGGACAUGCACGGAGAUGUGGCCGGAGACUUGACCCAGUCUGCCAGCGCCAGCCACGCCAUGGCGGUGAAGGGAGGAGCUUACGAGUACGGGCAGCAGACGUCACAGCAGACCGCAAAGGGAGGUGUUGGUGUCGACUACGGGCAGCAGUCCUACAGGCAGCAGACUUCAGAUCAGAUGUUCACGUUUGACAGCAGCAGGGGUCCUGGACAGUCCCAGUCUACAUCUGUCCGCUCUUCUGCGCUGAUGGACGAUGGCUCGUCCCCCACUGUCGUCAUGGCCAAUAAGGGAGACAUGUCACCGAUUCGUGUGUCUAUCAACUUACCAUCCUACGCUGGGCGGCGAUCAGCCAAGGGUUCGACUGGAGGUGGAGAAGGCCCGGGGAAAGAUGAAUACAGCCGUGGCCUGGGGAACAUCCGUGGCUGGCUGGCAGAUGUGGACAAGGAGUAUCCCAAGGACAUCAUAGUCUACCACCAGGAUGUACAAGAGCACAUCGAGGACUUGGAAACACUUGACACAGAGGCAGGGAAGCAGGAGGACAAGCUGCAGGUCUUGAGUCGGCAGGUUGGAUCCAUGUCUGGGGACGAGGCAGCCGCUGCCAGGAGUGAUCUGAACGAUGUUCAGGAAGAGAUCACCAGAAUCCGAAAUGAUGUCUCCAAGGAAAAGAACAACUGCACCCGGAUGCUUCCAUACGUGAAGCGAUUUGAGGACGACACGGCCGAAAUCGACAACUGGCUGUCUGAUGCUGAGAAGCUGAUGAUGUCACACAUGGUCGAUUCAACCUCAGCCAAGUUCAACCAGAGGGUGCAAAACCACAAGGAGUUCUUUACCACCAGGAACCUCAUGCGCAACAAACUGAGCAGCUGUAACAGUGACCUGAAAAAGAUCGAGGGUCUGUGCCUGCACAACCAUGACAAGACACCCCUGCAGACUCGUUUUGAAGACAUCGACUCCAGGUUUGAGGAUGGCAUGGCCCUGUCUUUGACCUGGGACGACAAACUGGACGAUAUCCAGGAGAACUGGAGGGACUUUGAUAAGCGCACGGAUGACGUGGGGUCCUGGUUGGACAAGGCUAACGACAUCAUGACAGACCGCGACCAGCCGCUGGACAUCCAGAUCGCUCGCCAUGAGACAUUCUUCAAAGACGUGGACUCAGACAUGAUGGAGGGACUGGUGCAGAGUGGAGAGAGACUGGCCGAGGACAUGAAUGACCCAGAGAAGGAGCAGCUGCAGGACCAGAUGGGCAAGAUUGAAAACAAGUGGAAGGAUGUGAUGUACCAAGCACCUAUUGCCCUGAUGAAGCUGAAGUUCCGUAAAUCCCAGGACCUAUAUGAUGAGACCAUAAACAAGCUGGAGAAAGAAUCAAACAGGGAACUGGAGUUGUUGGCAAACCCGUCGGUGGACAGGGAGGACCUCUGGAACACCCAUGAGGGCCUGUACCACAGGGAGCCUGAGGGCUUCCUACCGACCGCGGAGAGGCACGUGAGCGACAUGGAAAACUACAGCAAGGAACUGGUACAGUACAGCGUGGAUGAGAUGUCCCUGGUGGGACCUGCCAAGGAUCACAGGCAGCACUUUGAGAACGUGAAGAGGGAAGAGCGGGUGUUGUGUGACAAGCUGAAGAAUGCAAGGCAACCUCAAAGAUAUGGCGCUUUGGACAGAGGUGCUAAAUAUGGUGCUGCCCCAUCAAGGCUGUCCUAUCAGUACCCUCGGGGAUACAGGCGUCCAGAUAAAGGUUACAGAUACGGUGGUGUUCCGUUCCAUAGGAGCAAACAGUAUCCUGUGGAAGGUGAGAAGCAGGGAAAAGGUGGUGGUGAUGCUGAUGCAGAAAGCAGUGCUUCUGAUACACCAUCUGAUCAGCUACCAAAAGAGGAAAAGCAGGGAAAAGUUGAACCCAAAGUUGUUUCUGUGACUGAUGACAGUGAAAGAAGUGAUACAGUCCCAGCAAACGAUCAGCAGCCGAUACCAGAAGAAAAGCAAGAAAAAGUGGAAGCUGUUGCUACAGAAAGCAGUGCUUCAGUCCCGCCAAGUAAUCAGCAACCUGCUGGUGAAGAAGAGAAGCAGGAAACAGUAACAGUUGAGGCUGAAGCUGACAGCAUUACAGAUAACCAGCAAACCAAGGAGGCUGGCCGUCCAGAUAAAGGUGCCGGCUAUCAUGGUGCCCCAUCUGGAGAUUCUACCCAGCAGUUACCUGACACUACUGACAGUGGUGGUGGUGGUGCUAGUGGUGCCAGUGAUGCUACCAUCUUUGCUACCGUUAUACCAAAAGUACAGCCCCAUGCCAUGAGUCAGGACAGAUGGAGAGGUGAUAGCUAUCCUACUCAUAAGCCACCCCCAUAUCCAGGGUUUGCUGGCAUUUCACAACUAGGGAACGUCCGCCCCACCUCUGUGUAUGAGCCAACACUAGAGCACAGACCAGAAGCCAGCCUAGAUAGGAGAGACAUAUCAGCUAAACUCAAUGAGUUACUUGGACAGCAGCAACAUGCACAUCACCCCACCAAUGCAAGCCACGAACCUCGCUACACCUCCACACUCUACGUACAGCCAUUCAGCCAUCCAGGCCGUAACAAUGACAGAAAGGCCAUGCAUGUCCGAUUUGCCCCUGACCUUGAGCAGACACCAACACAUGCCGAGAAGAAAUAUAACCUGAGUAGUGAACCCACGAAUACUGCAUCAUCACCCAUAACCAUAGUUGUGUCUGAGACAGAAGGAGAUGCCAUUGUUGUGUCUCCAGACAAGUCCUCUUGGUACAAAGGAUAUUACAUGAAGAUCUUGAACCCUAUGGACCAAAACAUUUCUGGAAUGAAGGGCCGGGGAAGUGGAGAGGAUGAGUUGCCGAUGAGAGACAGGGAUGGUCAACAGAGAUCUGGAGAUGGUGCCUCACAGGUGUCCGGUGGUGGCCAAGGACAAUUCCCUGAUGGUAUUAAUGGAUCUGGUGGUGGUCAGCAAAUCAAUAUUCACGAGACCACCAACAUCAUUGUCAAUGAGCAACAUACACUGUAUCCACAGGGCAAGGGUGGUGGACAAGGGUCCUGGAAAACUAGACCAGAGGAGAUCGAACGAGCACACAGGUGGAAGCAGUUCUUUGAGAAGAAGGAGGCCAUGCUGCAAGAGUGCACCAACAUUGAUGACACCCUGGAUGGGGAAGAGCAGUGGGAGAUUACUCCAAACAACGUUAGGGAGAGGGAUCGUUUGUUUGAGCGUCUGGAACGUGACCUGCAGCAUAACAGAGGCGAGACCCCAGAGUUGAAGACCAUGGGCAGCUGGCUGGAGAGGGAGAUGCCUCAUAAGAAAGAAGACAUUGUCGGAGACAUCGCCUAUGUUGAGAGGACACAGGAUGAAACUGAGGAACACUUGCGACGAGCGAGACAGGAGCAUGAGGACCUCCUCACGAGGAUCAACGAGUUCUACGAGUGCAAGGAGAGGACCCACAAGUGCAUUGACAGGGCGGAGCUGGUGCUGAGGAGCAGGAUCUGCCAACGGCCGGCGGACAUCGCCAGUCAGCUGGACAAGCAUGAGAAUGCAGAGAGUGAACUCUCCAACAACAUGCCCAAGCUGGACCUGAUGAGUAAGAGAGGGACGGAGCUGGUCCAGGAUCUCAGGUCAUCCAACCUGUGGAAGACCACGGAGAUUCGCAAAGAGAUGGACCACACCUCACAUCGGUGGAUCGAGGUGAGCGAGCAACUGCACGACAACAAGGAUGUGCUGCGAAACAUGGAGAACAUCUGGGACGAGAUGUACAACAUCAACAGUGACUUUGAGGACUGGUUCAAUGGCCCAGUGGAAGACCUUCGCAAGAGGCUGUACACCAUCAGUGAUGCCAGUGAAGUACCCGACAUGCAGAGGAGGCUAGAUCUGUUCCAGGAUGAGAUAAUUGACCGUGAGAACCAGUGGACCAAGCUGAACAACCGGGCCAAACGGCUACAGGAGCUGAACCAGAACGUCCCCAUCUCUCUGGUGGAGAGGAUGGUGCAGAGGAACAAGGACGGCAUCGAGGAGGCCAAGAAGCUAGCCGUCGAGGGAAGACGCAAGCUGGACAGCUUUAAGGCUAACCAGGACUUCGGCCGUCGCAACUUGGAUCCUCUGCAGAAGUGGCUGGACAAGGAAGAACGCUUGCUGAGUGCCCAGUACGACCUGCAGAUGGACAUCUAUAGCAAGAAAGCGCAAAGAGACAAGUUUGAGAGUUUCUCCAAUGAGAUUGCUUCUCACCGCUGGAAAUUUGAUGAAGUGAACUCCAAGGCCAGGGAAGUGAACCUCAGCCAAAACCCAGAGAUUGUCAGGCAGCUGGAACAGAUCAAUGCCCGCUACAGCGCUCUGAAGAUAGAAUGUGACAACAUAACAAAGAAGUGCGAGGGGCAUGUGACUGACCACGCCCAGUAUGAUGAGCUGUACGAGGAAGCCUCCGAGUGGCUGAGGCAGCAGCGGGAGAAGCUGAAGGAAGCUCAGCGACCCACAACCGACUGGAAGGAACUGGAGGAGAAUCAUGCUAACAUCAAUCUCCUCCUGCUGACCAAGAAGAGGGGAGAGAUCAAGAUUAACAACACCUCGGAGAAGGCCGACGUCACCAUGGAUAACACAUCAGCUGAUGGCAAGCCCAUCAUCAUCGAGCAGGUGGAGUCUCUUCGCCACGACUUCCAACUUUACCAGGAAGAGCUGAAUGCAGCUAAGCUGAAAGUGGAGGGUCAACUGGAGGGAAUGAAGCCAGAGAUCAACCGCUCUAAACUUGACGCAAGUUUAGCGAUUGAGCAGAGACUUGAUCAAAACCUGUCCCAGCAGACGAUCAGUACCUACCAGUACACUGAGUCCAGCAAAACUGUCUAUGGCUCCCAGACCAUUGGUGGUACUGGUGGUACAUAUGGUGGUACUGCCCAGGGCACUGGUGGUGGAUACGGUGGUAUCGGCCAGGGCACUGGCAGUGGAUACGGUGGUAUCGGCCAGGGCACUGGUACUGGAUACGGUGGUAUCACCCAGAGCACUGGCAGUGGAUACGGUGGUAUCGGCCAGAGCUCUAGUGGUGGAUAUAUCUCCCAGACAACCAGUACUAGUGGUGCUGGUGGGAGCGCUGGAGGCCUUGGAGGAGGCUCCAGCAUUAACCAGUUCCUUGGUGGAGGAUCCGGCCAUGGUGUCUUUGACAUAGCAGUCAGCAGUGUGAAGAAGAGUACUGUCACCAAGGAGGUUGGGGUCCAGCCUAGUCCAAGCCGUCAGAGGACCAGUACCUCGACAGAGACCAUGACUGAUGACCUGCGGAAGAAGGUUGGCGACAAAGUGUUCCAGGAGAUCGUGCUUCAGCCGGGCGAGCGCAGGACCUUCGGAAGUGGAGACAACGUCGUUCACUACCACAACAGCCAAUCUGAACCCAUCACGGUGAAAAUCAACUACCUUGUCAACUACUGGGAGUGAUGCAGUGAACAGGGUUACCAAACCUGUGAUUUUUCACACUUUCACAUAUUUUGCAUUUAGUCAUUUAUAAGCCAGUACCUUUAUUGAAAGUAUUGUAGAAUCUCCUCCAAAGUGAUAAAUGUUUAUAUUCUAAAUUGCUGGUUAUGGAGAGGCUAUCUGAUACACAGUUUAUAUUUACACAGCUUUGAUUAGAGAAAAUUCCAGCCAAAAUGUAAAUUAGGGUGACGGUUUUUGCAGGAAUUUGAUAAUAACAAUAAUUAUACUGUUCAGUUAUGGAUGACUCGCUGGGCACUGUGAUGCAAUAAACAAUAAGCACAAAAUGUAAGACAGCAAAAAUUCACUGAUGCAGUAAUUAUCUAUAUCAUUGCCAAUAAUUACAAAUGCAAACAGUUGCUUCAUAGAAUAGAUUAUGAUGUUUAAUUGUUUUUGGUUGAAGCAUUUAGUAUUUUAUUGGCAAAGUAGUAUUUCUAGCAGUGCAUUAAGCAGGGAAUUUAUCUACAUGAUAAAUAAGAGAUAAAAGAUUAUGUACGGACAGAAACAAUAUGUCACUAUUGUUUUGAGGAAAGGAACUUGAUCUGAGUGUGCAGGCAUUUUUUUGCAAACAAGCAGGUUCAUGUUAAUCGUAUUGUUGGUCUUUGUGAACUGAAGGCAACAUUACCUGAUUAGAAAACACCUUUUUCAUGGUUUAUGUAUUUGUAGAGUAGACAAUACAGGUGCAGCUAAAAAAGCAGUCAAAAAAAAUUCUGUUAGGUUAGAAUAUGUAAGGUUAGUUGUUGAGAGAAAACACUAACAUUAGAUAUUAGUUGUACUACAUGUCUAGUCGUUAAGGAACGUGGAAGCAUAAGGUAGAAAAGGUGUACAAGAAGAGCCUAUUGAUAGAAACAUUUUAUACUUGCAGCAUCAGGCAAUUUCUGCAGAACAAUUAUAAUCACAUGGAUGCCCGGUAGAAGGCCUAUAUCAGCAAUAGAGCAAAUGGUGUUGUUGUUGUUAUCAUUAUAAUUGAGUUUGCUUGUACGUGAUGUUUAGUCUAUUCUGACACCAUAUAGGGGACAGUUUGCGCCUUUCAGAUUGUUCUAUGUUACAUAGCAUUUAAAGGUGUUUAUAAGGGGAGAGAACCAUUUUGUGGUGUUGAAAAGAAUGUUAUAUGUUCAGUAUGUGGGUAACGGGUGCAGGAUAAAUGAUACUGUAGUGUUGAAAUCAAUAAAGACGCAUCUUAGCCA
Branchiostoma belcheri (Belcher's lancelet) is the source of this 8290-nucleotide messenger RNA. RefSeq names its product nesprin-1-like. NCBI's taxonomy places the organism in Eukaryota, Metazoa, Chordata, Leptocardii, Amphioxiformes, Branchiostomatidae. Gene Ontology annotation, cellular component: meiotic nuclear membrane microtubule tethering complex; nuclear outer membrane; cytoplasm. The coding region runs from base 228 to 7070 and encodes 2280 amino acids. The transcript has 53 exons. Gene Ontology annotation, molecular function: actin filament binding. The record is from RefSeq and is a predicted model, not a curated record. Gene Ontology annotation, biological process: nuclear migration.